ACCCGAUCCAAUUCUCCCCCCUUCCAAAUUUUCAAUGCUUUUGUUUCACCAUUUUUCCGCCGGAAAAACCCAGGUAAACCCUAACAAACGCUAUGACUCUCCACUCCAUUGUCAUACAGAAGCUUCUCAGCACCAAUGCCCAUUUGGGCCGCCGUGUCGCCGCCCACCACUUCAAGCAGUUCACCUACGGAACCCGCAAUGGCAUGGCCAUCAUCGACUCGGACCGCACCCUCAUCUGCCUCCGCAGCGCCGCCGCGUUCAUUGCUGCCCUCGCCCAGCAGAAGGCCCGCUUCAUGUUCGUCAACACCAACUCCCUCUGGGACGAAAUCAUCGAGCAGAUGACCAAGAAGAUUGGGUGCUACAGCCCCUCCAUGAACAUGCUCUGGCGCACCGGCGGCUUCCUCACCAACAGCCACAGUCCCAAGAAAUUCCGGUCCCGCCAUAAGAAGAUAUGCUUCGGCCCCACCCAGCCGCCCGAUUGCCUUGUGGUUUUUGACACGGAUCGUAAAUCUUCGGUGAUUCUGGAGGCCGAUAGGUUGCAGAUUCCAAUUGUUUCGCUUGUUGAUUCGGCAAUGCCAUUGGAGUACUAUAAGAAGAUCACGUAUCCAAUUCCGGCCAACGAGUCGGUUCAGUUCGUGUACUUGGUGUGCAAUUUGAUUACCAAGACUUUUCUGCUUCAGCAGAAGAGGAAUGGUGCCGUUGCAGUAGAGGAGGAAACGAGGGAGCAAGUGGAGAGUACAGAGGAGAGUAAGAGUACCAACAAGGCUGAGUUGCUUGUGCUUCCUUACAACUUGUUACCUAUUUCUCCUGGUGUUGAAGAAACUGAGGAGCUCUUAGACAAGCUUGUAGUGCUCAAGUUCAAUGGAGCUUCGGGCACAAGCUUGGGAUUCCAUGGCCCCAAGUCCGCUAUUGAAAUCCGUGAUGGGUUGACAUCUUUAGGCUUAAUUGUUAAGCAAAUUGAGUCUCUCCGUUCUAAGUACAGAUGCAGUGUUCCUUUGCUCCUGAUGAACACACCAACGACACACGAAGAUACUGUCAAGGUCGUGGAGAAAUAUUCCAAUUCAAACAUCGAUAUUCAUUCUCUUAAGCAGACCCAACAACCACAGCUCAAGUCACAUGGAGUAGAACAGGGUGGUGAAGAUGAACUAUAUCCUUCUGGUCAUGGAGCAUUGUUCCUUUCCCUUGUGAAAAGUGGAACUCUUGAUGUCCUACUAUCACAGGUCACACCUACCUUUUAUGAUUCAGAUUUUAACAACAUUGGUUCACGCCUACAGAAGUUUGAGCUUGCGGAAAUAGCUCAGAAUUUUGUCAAACAUUCAAUGGACAAAUUCAAACUUGUUGAUACUGGCAGCUUGUGGGUCAAUUUGAAAGCCGUUAAAAGGCUUUUGGAUACAGAUGCACUAAAGAUAGAAGAUAUCCCUGUUUCGAAGGGAACGGAUAGUGAUGAAAUUCCUUUGCAAGAAACAGCAGCUGGUUCAGCAAUACGGUUCUUUGAUCGUGCUAUUGGUAUCAAUGUCCCCCAUUCUCGAUCUCUUUCAAUCAAUAAAACAUCAGACCUACUUCUUUUAAAGUCAGAUAUCUACAUCUGCGAUGAAGGAGUUCUAGUUCGGAAUAUAGCUAGAACUAAUCCCAAAGAUCCUCUUAUUGAAUUAGGACCACAAUUUGAAAAGGUCAGUGACCUCCUAAGUCGAUUUAAGUCCAUACCCGAUAUUAUUGACCUGGAUAGCUUGAAGGUGACUGGUGAUGUGUGGUUUGGAGCUGGUAUAACUCUCAAGGGGAAAGUAACUAUUAUUGCAAAACCCGGAGUGAAAUUGGAAAUUCCUGACGGACUGGUAAUAGAGAAUAAGGACAUCAAUGACCCUUCAGACAUUUGACAAGGAGAUGCGUUGCUCAGAAAAUGUUAGUGAAAAUGUGAGUUGACCUGCCGAACAUCUACCUCUGGAGUCCUUGUAGCUAGCAGCAUGCUUUGACACUGCUACAAAUUCCGUUAAAUAUUCCAUUAUUUGUUUUGAGAAACAGAGAUACGGAGGAGCUCUUCACCGGCGCAGUAUUUAUUUUGGCCGAGAAUUAGAGAGGUCUGCGUGACCAAAUAAGCUUCGUGUUAAAUUGUUUAUUGGAAGAGGUAGUAUCACAGCAAAAGGUUGUAGAAUAGUUCCAUUCGGUUUGUUUACUGACUGAUUUUUUCAGCUGUAAUCUGAUUUUAGUUCUAAAGUGCGGCGUAAGGAGCUUAAAUCUCUGUAACGGAAUUGGUAUAUCAAGUGGUUCUCGUUUGAAGUUUCUUCAAUGAAGGUAAAUGCUAGUUACCUUUCAGUUUUA
Messenger RNA from Pyrus x bretschneideri (Chinese white pear), 2316 nucleotides. Its product is annotated as ribosomal protein S2, mitochondrial. Gene Ontology annotation, molecular function: UTP:glucose-1-phosphate uridylyltransferase activity; structural constituent of ribosome. NCBI's taxonomy places the organism in Eukaryota, Viridiplantae, Streptophyta, Magnoliopsida, Rosales, Rosaceae. Gene Ontology annotation, biological process: glycogen metabolic process; UDP-alpha-D-glucose metabolic process; translation. The transcript has 18 exons. Gene Ontology annotation, cellular component: mitochondrial small ribosomal subunit; cytoplasm; ribosome. The record is from RefSeq and is a predicted model, not a curated record. The coding region runs from base 93 to 1874 and encodes 593 amino acids.